UGAACAAAAUUUGUCGAUAAAAAAGCGGAUUUUCUGCCAACUUUUCUAGGGCCCAUUCACUGAAAAAUCGACGUUGUGGCAGAUCGUUCGGCUUCAGUUCUUGCACGAGCUGUAUUUUAUACGGUUUUACACCAAGAUCUUUGCGUAAAAUCUUCCAUGUGGUCGAAUAACACAAACACAAACCUAAUUGCUGCGAACGGCGACGAAUCGACAUUUCACGGUCUUCAGCAACACUCUCAGAAACAGACGCAAUAUUCUCUUCUGUACGCACUGUACGCAUUCGUGUGGUUGGUUUAAUGUCCAAUAAAGUAAACUGAGUGCAAAACUUGGUCACAAUCGCACUAAUUGUUUGCUCACUUGGUCGAUUAUGUAGACCAUAAAUCGGACGUAAAGCGCGAAACACAUUUCGAACCGAACACUGAUUUUGGUAAUAAAAUUCAAUGAUUUGCAAGCAUUGCUCGUUAGUAAGUCUAUUCAUGAUGAAAUGUCAAAGCAUACUGAGCAUCUUUCUCUUUGACACCAUGUCUGAAAUCCCGCGUGAUCUGUCAAAUACUAAUGCAUGAAAAUCCUAACCUCAAAAAAAUCACCCUUUAGAACCUGAAAAAAAGCAAUGUGGAUACAAUACAUUUCCUAUCACACAUAUUUUUGACAGUUAUGUUGAUAAACAAAAAAAAAAUCAAGUUGAUGCCAGAAAUCAAUAAAUAGCAAAACUUCAUGACAAUUUGACACUUUGAAAAAUAUUCAACCUCAUUUUAUAUUUAGAGAUAUUUUAAUUAAAACACAAAACAUCAUGUUUUGUCUAAGAUGUCGUUUACGAUUUAUUUUUAAUAACUCAGAAACAAAAUCAGUAAUUUGUUUUUCAAAAAUUAAAAUUUUUAAUUUUCAAAUGUCAUCUCAAGAAAUUACUAACACAAAAUGAUUCGGAAAACAUGGCACAAGCAAACGCAUCGUCGAAAAAUUUGGAAAACUUAUUCUCUAACGGAUAAAAUUUGGUACUACAUGAAACCAUUUGUCGUACAUCUUUUAAUGGUUUGGUUAGAACCUUUGCCGGUGCCUACGUUUUUAAAAGCCAUAUAUUCAGCAUGCCUGAUUGUUUUUAUACUAUUUCCGGUUAUUUACCCUACUGCAAUUAUUUUGGCUUACUACUGGGUGUUUCAGUUUAUUGGUGAAAGAGAUUUUGGUAUAAUAUUUCCGAAAAUCUUGGACUUCCGUGGAUAUGUUAAUAAAGUAAUCAAUACUGAUCCAUCUGGGGAAUAUGGAGAAGCUGUACAUUACUAUUGCGAACAAUUAAAAGUAAUGGCUGCAACAAUUGCUUCAUUGGUUGAUUAUGUACGCUUGGCAUCAAGUGCGAUAUUGGGUAUCGGAUAGAGAGAGAUAUAUAUUAAGUAAAUGAUAUCGAAGUCUACUUUUGAGAAUUUAUAUUUUAGUUUUCUUGUGAAAUCAAUAAGAUAUCGAGAUGUGAUUUAAAUUACUCCA
Molecule: messenger RNA, 1476 nt
Organism: Eupeodes corollae
Lineage: Eukaryota; Metazoa; Arthropoda; Insecta; Diptera; Syrphidae
Exons: 3
Coding region: 916-1368 (150 amino acids)
Source: RefSeq, a predicted model, not a curated record